Ostrea edulis (European flat oyster) is the source of this 1941-nucleotide messenger RNA. RefSeq lists its product as uncharacterized. Bases 112 to 1620 code for a protein of 502 amino acids. The record is from RefSeq and is a predicted model, not a curated record. Gene Ontology annotation, biological process: DNA integration. Gene Ontology annotation, molecular function: nucleic acid binding. The transcript is spliced from 2 exons. NCBI's taxonomy places the organism in Eukaryota, Metazoa, Mollusca, Bivalvia, Ostreida, Ostreidae.
GGUCCAGACCUUUUGCGCAAUGACAUACAUGUACAAUUACCAUCUAGUGAAUUUCAGCUUGUAAAUCCUCAAGAGGAUACUGAGGUCCGCCCAGAAAUAUCAGUGAACAAAAUGAAAGUGAUCAGCCACAAAACAUGGGUUCAGAGAUUUUCAUUUUUCUCGUCAUGGAACAGUUUAGUGAGAGCUAUCAUGUUUCUGAAAGGAUUCAUUAGGAAACUUCACAAUGAGAGCAAACCCACACGAGCUGAAACGGAACAAUUUAUUGUGAAACUAGUACAACAGGAAGUUUAUGGUGAUGAAAUCAAUUCUUUGCAAACUGGACGUUCUUUGUCAAACAAAUCCAAAAUUCUUCCUCUUGCUCCUGUACAAGAUGAAAAUGGCAUUCUCAGAGUUGGAGGACGAUUGAAACAUGGAAAGGCUAUUUCCAUCAACACUCAGCCUGUGAUCAUUCCCCGAGACCAUCACAUUGCUAUCCUCUUAGUGCGACAUUUUCAUGGUAAAAUUCAUCACCAGGGCAGACACAUGACAGAGGGAGCUCUCCGUGCAUCGGGCUAUUGGGUGAUUGGCGGUAAGAGACUUGUGUCCUCUAUUAUUCGUCAUUGUGUGACUUGUCGAAAGUGUCGUGGACAAUUUCUAUUUCAAAAGAUGUCAGAUCUUCCGGAGGACAGAUUAUCUCCUGGACCACCUUUCACCUUUGUUGGUCUUGAUACAUUUGGACCAUGGUCAGUUCUCCAGCGUAAGACUCGAGGUGGAUCAGCUCAGCAAAAGAGAUGGGCAAUUUUAUUCACUUGCUUAGUUUCAAGAGCAGUUCACUUGGAAGUAGUAGAUGAGAUGAGCAGUGCAGCAUUCAUCAAUGCCUACCGCCGUUUUGUAGCAAUUCGUGGACCCAUAAAACUAUUGCGAUCAGAUAGGGGCACUAACUUUGUGGGUGCAAUUCAGGACUUGGGCAUUGAAGCAGAAUUUGUUGAGGAUGGAAGAAUCGCAAAAACUCUAGAAACCUAUGGAACUUCCUGGAAGUUUAAUCCUCCUCAUUCCUCUCACUUUGGAGGCUCAUGGGAGCGUAUGAUAGGGACCUGUAGGAGGAUUCUGGAUAACAUGCUCAUGCAAGAUAGGAAUAAACUAACUCAUGAUUCAUUAGUGACCUUGAUGGCUGAAGUUUCAGCGAUAGUGAAUUCUCGUCCGUUGCUGCCCAUUUCAACAGAUCCAGAAAACCCAGAAAUUCUGUCUCCCUCAGUGUUGUUGACUCACAAGAAAGGUCAAAACGAUACAUGCCCGUUUCCACAGUUUGGGACCAAGGAUAUGUUACGUAGUCAAUGGAAACUGGUUCAGGGUCUAGCAGAUGAAUUUUGGUCGAAAUGGACGAAAGAGUAUAUCUCAUCUCUUCAAGUCAGGAGAAAGUGGAAGCAGCCAGAAGUGAACUUGAAUGUCGGUGAUAUUGUUCUUGUAAGAGAGAAGGAUUUUCAUAGAUCCAUGUGGCCUAUGGCAAUAGUGACGAAACUUUUUCCAAGUGACGAUUUCCUUGUCAGGAAAGUGGAAAUCAAACUCUAUAAGGAAAACAAGAUUUGUGUGUUCGUUCGACCCGUAGUCGAUCUUGUCCUGUUGGUAUCUUCAGAUGAUUAGUGACUCAAUUUUCAUGGAUAAUGACUGAUAUUUGAUUUUAUGUAUUAUGUAUGUAUGAUUUUGCUAGUUUAGCAUAUUGAAUUUGAUGUAGUGAUUUUUUUAUAAAAAUCAGGAGGGGAGUGUGCUGGAUUCCGGAUUUUUUUUUUUAUAUUUGUCCGGGAUUGGUUUUGUUUUGUAUGUUACAAAAAGCUCCCAGCACGUUCACGGCAUGGUACCCGUACUCAUGCAUUUUGACUUCCAACUUUCCACAACUUCAUGGCACCAAAGUUAUUUUACCCUCCCUGGAGGUUGUCUCUCUGCCAUUAAAAGUAAAGAAACAUA